AUGGAGAGCAGCUUUUUCUAUAAUUUAAAUGGGGGUCAAAACGUUUUGGAGUUGAUUAAAAAAUAUGAAGAAAUAAAAAAGCAAAGAAGUUCUAAGGGGCAGGAAGUAGUAGAGAAAUGCAAAGAGAAAUGGUUGUACAAAAAGAGUAAAGAGGAUAAUAACGAAUCCAACGAGCAGAAAACAAAAAUUGGGAGAAAGAAUUUUAUUUCGGAAAAAGAAAAGCUGCACAUACUGGAAAAUUUAAGAACAAACUUAUCCAAAAAUAGCAAUAUGAAAAAUUUAAAAAAAAAAUUAUUUCCUUACCACUCUUUUUGCAUAAAUGAAAUAGAAAAAUCAUCAAUAAAAAAAAAAGAGAUAGAGAAAUCAAAAAAGGAUCAUGUUCAGGUAAAAAAGAAAAGUACAACAUUAGUUCAAGAAAGAUUAGAAGUAAGUACAAAGGGAAAAGAAGGAAUAGAAAAGCGGGGGAAAUUAUAUGAACAAAAAAAUACAAACCAGAUAGAUGAAAAAUUAAAAGAAACUAAAAAAAUGAUUGACAUAAAUUCAUUUAAUCCUAAGAAGGAGUUUCGGGAUAAUAAUAUCUAUCAUAAAAACUAUAGUACACAAUGUACAUAUGGUAAGAAUAUACAUAAAAUAAAAAAUUGGGGUAACAAAAACUUUUGUUCGAAUGAAAACAAAGGGGGUAGGGGCACCACCAUAUUUAAAGAACAUAAUAAAGUAGUAUCAAUAAAUAGAAACAAAAAUGAUUCAUAUUUAAAUAUGAUAGACAGGAAGAGUAAAAAGAACAAUGACCAUGUAAAAGAAACUGUUACUAUGGACUUAAUAAUACCUUUACGUAGAAGUAAAUAUGAAGAAAAAAUAAUUUCUAAAGAAGCUAUAUUGGUAAAAGACACACGGAUGUCCAGUUCGGAAGGCAAAAAGAAGGAAUAUAUAAUAAAAACGCAUAAAAUGAAAAAGGAAAAUUUGCAUGCAACAACCAAGAAUACUACUUUUAACAAACACCUGUCUCUUAACAUAGAAAACAAGAAAAAGACUGUCAAAGAGAAUAGAGUAUCUGAACGCAUAUUUCGAAUCCCCCGCAACAGUAAUAGUGAAGCUUCCUGGGGUGAGUACUCCCCAGUAGGGAACAAUAGUAACAGUUACUGUAAAGUAAAGCAAGGUCGCUUACCCAUUAUGAAUAACAGAAGUGGAGAAGGAACCUCCUCAUCUGAAGAAAACGUACACGCAAGCAACAUCCUCAUCGAAAAUACCAGCUCAGUAGCAAGCUUCCUCAACAACUCACUCAGCAAUUCAGUCGACAAUUCAGUCGACAAUUCAGUUGACAAUUCAGUCGACAAUUCAGUCGACAACUCGCUAAUACUUACUCUCUCCUCUUCAUCUAACAUAAUUUCUUCCGUUUCCUCUUAUUAUACCGAAAAAAAAGGAAAAAAGGAAAUGAUGAGUAAGACUAAAAAAGAUAAUAACUCAGAAUAUGCUUCAAAAGAAGUAAAAGGGGGGGAAAAUUCGACCGUUCACCUGACAGUAGUGGACCAGAAGGAUAAGGAUAAUAUCCACGUGAGAAGCAUAAGCGGUACGAGCGGCACAUGUGGCAAGGGAGAAAAAGAGAAAAUGAGCCAAGGCACAGUAGCAGAAAAUACUGCAAGCGCGGAGGAGGGAGGGAUGCAAGAGGGAAAAACUGGGUUGGUUCACAACAAAACCAAUGUUAGUAUCGUCAGGAGCAAUGUUAGCAGCAUCGUCAAAAGCAGUACUAGGAGCAACGCUGGAGGGAACUCGAGGCAGGCUCGCGCAGAACGGACGAACAACUUGUUCUGCACUGAAAACAGACAUGCAGAAGGAAACACAAAGAGCUACAAAGGGAAUGUGGUGCAGAUGAAGGAAAUUAAGACAAUAUAUCAUAUAGUUAGAUACGAAAAAGUUUUAAAGAAAUUGAAAAAAAAUAUGCUGAAAGGUAUAAAAAGAAUUACAGAAAUGAAUAAUCUAAAGGUGCCUCCAAAUUUUUACUCUAAAAAAUAUUUUGCUCAAUUUUUAAAAAAUUUAAAAUUGUUUGUUCACAACAAUUUUGAUGAAAUAAAAAAAUUAAAAACAGUAGAGAAAGAGGAAAAAAAUAUUUAUGAAAUAUUUUUACAUAGUAAGAAAAAUAAAUUUUUAUUAAAAAAAUUUUUAAAAAAAAAAAAAAUUUUAGCAAAACAACUUCGAAAAUAUAUAAUUAAAUAUGAGAAAAAUGCACGUACUUACUACACUCUUAAUGAUAGUAAAGAAAAAGAACAAAACUUAAAUUACUAUCAGACUUUGCUCAAAUUAAAAAAGACCCUGCUAAAUAGCACCGAUUCAAUCCAAUUAGUCCAAAAUGAAGAAAUGAAAAAAACUGAUAAAAAAAAAAAAAAGAAUGUCAUCAGAUCUUCCACUAAAAUGGAGGAGAGUCCUAGUACAUCGUACCCAUCUAAUAACGAAAACGAGGGGGUUACAGUAAUACCCUCAAAUGACAAGAUGAAAAAAAAAAGUCAGAAAAAAUUUCUGAAAUUUCUGAACAGUGCAGUCGAAAAAGAGAAACAGCAGCAUUUGGAUAUCACCAUAAAUGGAACAAAAAAUAAAAUAAAAAAAAAUGGAUUUCCGAAUAAUACUUGGUCCUAUUCAAAGGAGAAUACUAGUUUGUUCAAUCCUUUAACGGAGUUGAAUAAAAAUCAGUAUCCGCUUCAUGCCUCUUCUAAGGACAGGCGGGAUUUUGGCACAUAUGACAUAAUUGAGACAAAACAGGAAAUUAGUAAAUUAAAAAGAAAGAAAAGAGAAAAUGUGGACAUCAUAUACACUGUAGACACACAUGAUGGUAAAACUGAGGAGGAACAGGGUAGGAUCAUCAUAAAAGACAUGUUGAAGCAUGAUAGUAGUCCAAACGUCGGAGCAAAAGAGGGGUAUCCAUUGAUAAAAAUUGUUCAAAUGAAGUGGAACAACUUAAGCAGCUCGGUUACAAAAAUGGAAAAGAAUGUGCACACGCAUUACAGUGGUGGUAGCGGUAGUAGUAGUAGUGGUAAUCAUGUAGAGAGACGAAGAAGUAACAACACUCCGGAUGAUUGUUUAAACAAAGCAGUAUGUACCAUCAGCGCAGUGGAGAUUCCUACGUGUGAUGAACAAACUUCACAUUGUAUUAGAAGUAAAGAAGAUUUAUUUCCUUUUAAUGAAAAUUAUAAUGCAUGUGACAAACUAAACAGUAAUGUAAAUACCCAUAAUAAUAUUAUAAACUUUUCUAAUAUAGAUAAUAUAAAAAUUAGCAUAAUAAAUCAUAGAUUUCAUAACAGCAUACUGAACAACAAUUUUUAUUUGGCUCAAGGGGGAGCACAAGUUAGUAGAGGAGGGGGUACCAUUGGAGGUAAUGGAUGUGGUAGCAGUGGAGAUAAUAGACGUGGUAGCAGUGGAGAUAAUAGACGUGGUAGCAGUGGAGAUAAUAGACGUAGUAGCAGUGGAGAUAAUAGACGUAGUAGCAGUGGAGAUAAUAGACGUAGUAGCAGUGGAGGGGGUAUUAGUGCAGAUAAGGAAUCAGAGAAAAUGAUAGCUGUCCCCCCUACUGACCUAGCUACUAAUCCGAGUGGAAAUACCUUUGCUGAUCCAUCCGCUUUUCCUACCACCCCCGCUCUGAAGCCCUUCAUUACACGAGGUAACAAUCCGAACAACAAAAUCUGUACCAUAAGACACUGUAAAAAGUUUGUGUGCGAUGGAAACUGCUUUGUAGAAAAUAAUAUACGCGCUGUUAAACUUAAAAAAGAUAAGAGCAAUUUCGUUGAUAAGGUGAGAAAACAUGUAUUCAGCAAAUACAACAACGUUUUAAUGUUUUUAAAGAAACGAAUCUACAAAACAAAUGCUUUGAUUAAAAAAAUUGAAAAAAAAAAAAAAAAAAAUUUUAUUAAGAAUUAUUAUUUCUUUACUCUUAUUCGACAAAAUGUUAAGGCACAACUCAAAAAGUUAGGAAGAAUAAAAAUUAUAUCAAAUAUUUUUUCGAGCAAUAAGAAGUGGGAGGAUUUUAUAAGAGCCCCGGCUCGAGUUAUGAGACGAGGAGCGAAAAAACACUCGUUCGGUCGUAGUUCACGUAGUGUUGACCCUAUUGCUAAUCCUAUUGCUAAUCCUAUUGCUAAUCCUAUUGCUAAUCCUAGUGGUAAUCCUAUUGCUAAUCCUAGUGGUAAUCCUAUUGCUAAUCCUAGUAGUAAGUACUGA
Plasmodium malariae is the source of this 4200-nucleotide messenger RNA. Its product is annotated as conserved Plasmodium protein, unknown function. The record is from RefSeq and is a predicted model, not a curated record. The transcript has 2 exons. Bases 1 to 4200 code for a protein of 1399 amino acids. NCBI's taxonomy places the organism in Eukaryota, Apicomplexa, Aconoidasida, Haemosporida, Plasmodiidae.